AUGGGGGCGCGGGCGACGAAACCGCGACGAGGUUCGCUCGAGGGGCGCGCGCGCGAGCGGGGCGAGGCGUCCACGGCGACGGCGGCGCGCGCGGCGGCGAGCGACGGUUCGGAUUCAGACGAGGGGCCGCCGCCACCGCCGUGGGUGAAGCGGGACGACGCGACGGUGGAGACGGAGGUGAACGAUCCCGAGGCGUGGAUCAACGACGCGUUGGCGGGGUCGGCGAUGGGAGAGGCGUUGAUUCGGCGGUGCGGGGUGAUUGCGAAAAAGUGGGCCGACGCGAUGCCAAAGUCGACGUGGCUGAGGAUCACGAAGAGUGGACGUUUGGUGAAAGAAAUGCGAGAGAGCGCGCCGGUCAUCGUGCGGACGAUGGCGUACGUGGACGCGAUGGCGGUUCCGGAGAAUAGGGAUGAGAAGUGCACCAUCGUGGACCUGUGCAGCGGGUUCGGAUACCUCGCGAUGUUCCUGAGCGAGCUCCUUCCCAAGGAAAAGGUGGAGGAGAUCGUGAUGGUGGAUAAGAUGUGGGCCAUGUUCGGCACCGAGCCCAAGUCGCAUCACAUUAAUUGGGCGCACGUCUACGGCGAAGGCGAGUGGAGAUACGAGUGGCCGAUCGCGUUGAGCACGAGAAAAGUGGAUUUGAAGGACCGCGCGCAGGUGAAGCAAAUGGCCAAUCACUUGUUCUCUCGAUGGAACGGCCCGUUCAUCGUGUUAGGAAUCCAUCUGUGCGGAAUUUUGAGCAUCAAGGCGGUGGAGAUCUUCAACAGACACUCAAACGUGAAGCAGCUCAUUUUGAAACCGUGUUGUCUGCCCGACUUUUCGUGGACGUACAAGGAAGAGUAUUUUGAAGUCGGUUCGCACAAGCACCGAAUUCCCACGAAGGAGGUGUGCAGUCGCGGAAAGUGGAAGAAAAAUAAGUGGAUUGGCCCGCCGAGGCACACGCUCAAAGUUAAGUUCGAGGCGUGGAACGACCACUUGUGCAGGUCCAUCGACGAGGAGGAAGGGAAUGUGCGUUCCGAAGUGCAAGAAAUCAAGGUUCAAGAGAAACACUUCCAGAAUCUCUUCAUCUUUAGCGAACGGGAGGUGACGCGGAAAUGCAUCGCUGAAGAAGCGACCGGGACAAGGUUCCCAACCCCGAGUGGCACAGAGGCUGGGAGGUGGUGCCCCACGGGCACCGGGUACGGGACGCACGUGAAGAACUCUCGACAAUAA
Messenger RNA from Ostreococcus tauri, 1209 nucleotides. RefSeq names its product Methyltransferase domain. The coding region runs from base 1 to 1209 and encodes 402 amino acids. The transcript has a single exon. The record is from RefSeq and is a predicted model, not a curated record. Lineage: Eukaryota; Viridiplantae; Chlorophyta; Mamiellophyceae; Mamiellales; Bathycoccaceae.